Messenger RNA from Pygoscelis adeliae (Adelie penguin), 2388 nucleotides. It is a transcript of the gene RANBP1, whose product is annotated as RAN binding protein 1. Gene Ontology annotation, biological process: positive regulation of mitotic centrosome separation; nucleocytoplasmic transport. Gene Ontology annotation, cellular component: nuclear pore; cytoplasm; centrosome. Gene Ontology annotation, molecular function: GTPase activator activity. The coding region runs from base 1 to 669 and encodes 222 amino acids. Lineage: Eukaryota; Metazoa; Chordata; Aves; Sphenisciformes; Spheniscidae. The transcript has 6 exons. The record is from RefSeq and is a predicted model, not a curated record.
AUGAUUUACGAUGCGGGAUGUGCUGCUUACUGCGGGAGGAGACAAGAUAUAAAAGAAACACAUGAGGAGCAUGAUACUUCUACUGAAAAUGCAGAUGAUUCUAACCAUGAUCCUCAGUUUGAGCCCAUAGUUUCCCUUCCUGAGCAAGAAAUAAAAACUCUGGAAGAGGAUGAGGAAGAACUCUUUAAGAUGCGAGCAAAGCUAUUCCGAUUUGCAUCUGAGAAUGACCUUCCAGAAUGGAAAGAACGAGGAACUGGUGAUGUAAAACUCCUGAAACACAAGGAGAAGGGAACAAUUCGCCUCCUCAUGAGGAGGGAUAAAACCCUAAAAAUCUGUGCAAACCAUUACAUCACACCCUUAAUGGAGCUGAAGCCUAAUGCUGGGAGCGACAGGGCAUGGGUCUGGAACACACAUGCUGACUUUGCAGAUGAAAGCCCCAAGCCUGAACUUCUGGCAAUCCGAUUUUUAAAUGCAGAGAAUGCACAGAAAUUCAAGGCAAAAUUUGAAGAAUGCAGGAAUGAAGUAGACAAGAGAGCAAAGAAAGCAGGCACAGACAAAAAUGAUAGUGCUGAUAAAGUUGCUGAAAAACUAGAAGAGCUUUCUGUAAAGGAAGAGAGCAAAGAAUCUGAGAAGAAAGAGACCAAGGAAAAAACUGAAGAAAAGCAAUAAAUCAUCCUGGGCCUUGCAGUUUUUCCUUUACUUUUUUUUCUUUCUUUUUUUUUUUUUUUUUUUUUUUUACAAGGGACUUUAUAAGGAACUGAAUUCAACGUUCAGGUUGUUUUUUCUAAGCUUUUGCCCUUUUGAAGAUGUCUUCAGAAAAUCCAUUCCCCAGUCAUGAAAAUGUACUGUGCUAACUUUCUUUUCCACAGUGGAAACACUUAUUUAUAGUCAUCCCAAACGAGUGAAUAAAACAAACUUGAAAACAGCAUCAGAGGACAGAACUGAGUUUUCUAUAUACUUUAAAGGCUUAUUACACUUGUUUCAUUCGGUGUUGAGAUACAUAUCAUCAUACCUGUGGAUUAACUAGGUUAACAGACUUUACCAACAGGAAAGAUUAAGAUUACAUACAUGUUUCUUAUAUGGCUUCUAAAACUAAUAUAACAGACCUUUCACACUUUUUCUGCUGUGUGUUCCUGAGCAGGGAAUGUGCCUGUGAUUCUUGAAAUGCAGCAGACUUCUGGGAUCAGGCGAUAGAACAUUCCUGGCACACUAUUGAUGAUGUUCCAUCAGACAGUGAAAAUAAAGGUGGGGGAGAAAAUGUAUUAUGUGAGACUUGAGAAGUAUUUUCCUCUUACAAAACAAAAUCUCCGCUCCCCACCCCCCUCCUCAAAUUUGUUAAUAUUACAAAUGCUUGACUGUAGCACAGAGUUGUUGCUGUGGUUCCAGAUCUUCCAUGAUGUGCUACUUGCUGACUGAAGGCAGCAGCAGCCUACUAAGGUGUAUAUAAAGGAAUCUUCACUGUUUGAGUACCUUACUAUGAGAUUCCCUGUGUCAGCAUAUCAUAAAAGUUGUACUCUAAAAUUUAUAAGCUUUUUUCAGGGCUUUGGAGCUUGCAUUGUUUUUACAAAUUGGAGGGGUUCUGAACUUUUAAGAUGCCUGGUGGGAGGCUGUCCCUCUUGGAGAGUGGCGGUCUGACAUUCACUUUGGAACAGUUAACUAUGUUGUACACACUUGAGGGGCAUUCUCCUUGCCAAAAUGGGCAAACUGAUCAAAUCCCUUCCCUGCAAAUGUUUUCUGUUUAUCUGAUUUCAAGUUAGUGCUAAAGAGUAGGAAGAUAAACUAUAGUAAGCAAUAAAAUCAACACAAUUUUUAAUUCUGAUAGAUGAAUUGAAUUUCAUUGUUAACCACUAAUACAAGGAUAGCGUUAGGAUAGCAAUGGAAUUCUAAACUUUAAGACCGUAUGAUGUUAACAUUGGACAGCAAGACCUUUUUAUCUUCAUAAAGAGGCUUUCCAAGUAGGUGAGGCUCUGCAGUCUACCUGAGGAAAAUAUAUUUAAAAAAAAGAAAAACCUUCUCUUUCUACUUAGCACUGCCUUUUGAUGCUACAAUGAACUAGUCUUAAAUCUGGAACUGUAAUUAAGGUACUCGCUUAAUUCAAACAAAGCAAUUCCUUUGGUGUUGUGCAUGUUCCCUUUCAAGUACAGCAGAUAUUAAAAGUCUGUUAAUUAACAAAGAUGGUUGAAAGGCAAAAUAAAAUGCUUUUUAGUGUUUCUGGUUUGGGAAUAACAAGACAAAGCUAUUCUGAAGUACUUAACAUUUGAAUGUAAAAACCAAAUCUUUAUCCGUGAGUCACUGUAAAUUCUCUGAUCUGAUAAUGUCAAACAGCGUGUCUAAAUUGAUAGAAAUGACAUUUAAAAAUCUCAAAAUAAAUUUAAAUUUUCAUUUAAA